AUGAGCCAAGAAGCAUCACAUCAACCGACCGCCGCCGGCGACGAAUCAUCUAAUACUAGGGGAAAUAAUUUCAGGAAAGUUUCCCUUAUACCCCUUAUAUUCCUGAUUUUUUAUGAGGUUUCUGGAGGGCCAUUUGGCGUCGAGGACAGUGUUCAAGCAGCCGGUCCCCUUCUGGGCUUUGUAGUCUUCCCGUUCAUAUGGAGCAUUCCUGAAGCUCUAAUUACUGCAGAGAUGGGUACCAUGUUCCCUGAAGAUGGUGGUUAUGUUGUUUGGGUUUCGUCUGCCUUGGGCCCAUACUGGGGUUUCCAGCAAGGUUGCAUGAAAUGGCUGAGUGGGGUUAUUGAUAAUGCUCUGUACCCAGUUCUGUCUCUUGACUAUCUGAAGUCAGCGAUUCCGGCUUUAGAUGGUGGCUGGCCCAGGGUUGUGGCAUCAUUAGCUUUAGCUUUUGUCCUCACUUACAUGAACUAUAGGGGUUUAACAAUUGUGGGAUGGACGGCUGUUCUGUUGGGUGUGUUUUCAAUCCUUCCAUUCGUGGUUAUGGGACUUGUGGCAAUUCCGAAGUUGGAGCCUUCAAGAUGGUUGGUGGUAAAUCUGCAUGAUGUGAACUGGAAUUUGUAUUUGAACACUUUAUUUUGGAAUCUAAAUUAUUGGGAUUCAGUGAGUACACUUGCUGGAGAGGUGAGACCCAUUUUUCAUAUGAUAAAUAAAUUUGGAUUGUGA
This is a messenger RNA of Malania oleifera, 720 nucleotides long. RefSeq names its product probable polyamine transporter At1g31830. The record is from RefSeq and is a predicted model, not a curated record. Gene Ontology annotation, molecular function: transmembrane transporter activity. Lineage: Eukaryota; Viridiplantae; Streptophyta; Magnoliopsida; Santalales; Ximeniaceae. Gene Ontology annotation, cellular component: membrane. The coding region runs from base 1 to 720 and encodes 239 amino acids. Gene Ontology annotation, biological process: transmembrane transport. The transcript has a single exon.